AUGUCGUCGAUUAAUCCCAAUUUGUCACAAGAACGUUCAGCGGUGCAAUUUCCCAUUGAAGAAUUAACUCAAUACUUAUUCGGUGGUCCAAAGGGAACCGAAAAGAAAAGAAUGCUUCGCUCGUUAUUGGAUGUGAAUAAAUAUCCCGUGUUCACAAAUGAUGAUAAAUUCUUCCUUUCACGUGAUAAAUAUUAUGUUAGAACGUUAGAAAAAUUGAAAAAGUUAAUUCAAUAUAAGAAACAAUAUGAUCUUAAUAGAGAUGAUUGGUUUUAUCUUUUGUUAGAAACCGGCGAUUCUAAUGUUAUUAUUUUGCAUGACUUUUUGUUCAUACCAACUCUUGAAGGACAAUUAUCUGAUGAACAAUUACAGAAAUGGUUACCUUUAGCUAAGGAUUAUGCAAUUUUUGGAUGUUACGUACAGACUGAGUUGGGACAUGGGUCUAAUGUUAGAAGAUUGGAAACAACUGCGACCUUUAUUCAUGAAACUGAUGAGUUUGAUAUUCAUUGUCCAACAUUGACAUCAGUUAAAUGGUGGCCAGGUGCCCUUGCGAGAACAAGUACGCAUGCGGUCGUGUUUGCUCGUUUAAUAAUUGAUGGCAAAGAUUAUGGAAUUCAUCCAUUCAUUGUUCAAUUACGUGGUGAAAAUCAUAAGGCUUUACCGGGAAUCGAUAUUGGCGAUAUUGGACCCAAAUUCGGUUUUAAUAAUAUUGAUAACGGGUUCCUUCGAUUUACUCAUGUGAGAAUUCCACGUGAUCAGAUGUUCAUGAAAUUUUCCAAAGUAUCAAGAGAUGGGAAAUAUUCAACUCCACCACAUGCAAAAAUGGCUUAUGGAACUUUAGUAGCUGGUAGAGUUGAUAUUAUCGAGCAAGCAUCGCUAUUCUUGGCAAAAGUUUUAUGUAUCGCUAUACGUUAUUCUAUUGUAAGAAAGCAAGGAAAUGAUACUAUAAAGAAUCCUAAUGAAACAACAAUAUUGGAUUACCAAUUUCAACAAUAUCGCCUAUUUAAUAGCUUAUCAAUUUCAUAUACCUUUUACUUUGUUAGAAAUUGGAUGAGAGAUUCUUACGAAAUAAAUAAAAAGAAAGUCGGUGAUGGUGAUAUUAGUUCGAUGGCAGAUAUUCAUGCCGUUUCUUCGGGGUUAAAAGCGCUUUGCACUGAUUUGGCUUCGGAAGCCAUGGAAGAUGCGAGACGUGCUUGUGGUGGUCAUGGAUAUUCGCAUUUUAGUGGUAUUCCAUCCAUGAUAGAAUUUUACGCUCAAUAUCCUACAGUCGAAGGAGAAAACACGAUUCUUUACCUUCAAACAGGACGUUAUCUAAUCAAAGCAUUUGAAAAUGCAAAGAAUGGUAGACCGACUCCUGCAGCUUUAUCUUAUCUUAAAGAUGCUUCAAGGAUCCUUUCAGAACGUAGUAGAGCAACCACAUGGGAGGAAUUAACCGAUCCAAAUGAACAAGAAAAGGCGCUCACUCAUCGUCACACACGCCUUCUCGCAAACCUCAUUUCAAAUCUCGAAAAAUUCUCAAGAAGUCAUCCUCGAGGAUAUGAAGGUGCAAAAUCAAAACAUAUGAUUGAUAUAGUAAACGUAUCAAGAGCAUAUUGUUAUACGAUUAUAUUGAUAUCAGCAAAUCAAGGGGUUGAAUCAAUUAGAUCAAGUCAUCCAAGAAUUUAUCCUAUAUUGAGAACAUUAAUUAAUUUAUUCUUUGCAAAUUCUAUUUUAAAAUAUUCUGGGGAGUUUUUAUUAGAUAAUUAUCUUGAUUCAAAACAUAUUGAUAUUUUAGAAUCAGGAGUUAAAACUUCUUUAGAACACAUUAGACCUAAUGCCAUUGGUUUAGUUGAUGCUUGGGAAUUUAGUGAUAAUAUGUUGAGUAGUGCUUUGGGUAGAUAUGAUGGUAAUGUUUACGAAGCAUUAUAUAAUUGGGCUAAAAAGGAUCCUUUGAAUUUGGCUCAAGAAAAAGGUGUGCUCGUUGGUUACAAUGAAGUUUUGAAAGACGUUUAUAGUGGUGAAUAUCUUAAAGGAAUUAUUAAGUCAAAGUUGUAA
Messenger RNA from Funneliformis geosporum, 2031 nucleotides. The record is from the annotation of a GenBank genome assembly. NCBI's taxonomy places the organism in Eukaryota, Fungi, Glomeromycota, Glomeromycetes, Glomerales, Glomeraceae.